Molecule: messenger RNA, 709 nt
Organism: Hermetia illucens (black soldier fly)
Lineage: Eukaryota; Metazoa; Arthropoda; Insecta; Diptera; Stratiomyidae
Exons: 3
Coding region: 177-548 (123 amino acids)
Source: RefSeq, a predicted model, not a curated record
ACAAUUGAACUGACGUGCGGAGACCCCUCAGGUUAGACAUAAAAAACUAAAAUAGCAAACCAUGUAAACAAUGUUCAAUCAUGUCAGAAAAUCAGUAAAUUUUCUUGAAAACCUCCCACCGAAAAUAAAAAGUUGUAUAAGCCAUAAAAAUUUGUAGUACUGCUUGGUUAUUCCCAAUGAACGACAAACUAUUCUUACGUAUUUUCCCCCAAAACGAGUUGCCUUUCCAGCUAAUCGUCGUAUGGGGCAGGAUAUACGCUAUAACAUCAAGAAAGGAAAUUUGGAUCGUUAGCUGCCAAAUCUUAUAUAUUUUCGUUGACAUUCUUUUAACAAUCCUUUUAGCAAGUGUGUCCACAGCUCUCUCCAUCCUUAUAAGUUUGUCUCGUUUGAGGGUCAUUAAACAACUGCUGCAGGACAAUGAUGAACAAAGCGACUUUCAAAAAGUUGAAGAGUAUCGACCUCUAUCCAGAAUACUGCGCGAAGUUUUCAUGACCAAGAUCAGUAACAGUUUUGGACAAAAGCGAAUAUUGCCAAGCUUUUGGCAAUAAAGUAUUAUACGAAAUGGAAAUGUCUAACGAAGAAUAUUCCGAAAACAAGUUCUUUUUGGUAAAAAUAUUUCUAUUUUUUUCUAAUCUUUCGUUUUGAACAUGUAAAACCCUAAAUCCGAGGGCAGGAUGCAAUAAAUGUAAAUUGAUACACUGUGAAAGGA